CAGAAGACUACUAUGUCACACCGUAGUCAGAAUCUUUGGUCAGUACAUUUCAAAUUGAUUUUCAGAUUGAUCUCUAUGAAAAUGAACAGUCUUCUGCAGGGAUGAAUUAAAUGCAAACGUUGCCAUGGCAACCGAACAGCUAUUUCGUUUCUAUAACGACAGGAAUUAUGUACGACGUACAAAAUCUAUGGAACAGCCUCGAUCGAUGGGACCGACAUUAAUUGGUGUUGGGCCAAAUGAAAAUAUUGAGCUUGUCCCAUACAGACCUCGGAGUUCAGGAACGAAAAAUGAUGUUGACAAGAGGUUUCUAAGGCGAUCACACUCAGCGGUUGAGCAUCCCAUGGGUCGUGGCUACAGAAAUCAACCAAUAAGCACUCGUUUAGAUGCCCCACUUAUGCUUAUCCCUGUGGCAAAACCUACCUCGAAUUCGUUUAUGGAAUACAUCGAACAGUUACGUCAAAAACGGGAAAGCACUGUCGUACCUGUGGCAGAGGUUUCAAAGUUUUCUUUAUCAUCGAGUCGUUACCAUGACAAUCAAAACAGCUCACGUAAAACAUCACCUGUUAUACAUAGAGGAUUGGUGAGACGCAAUAAAAGUGCUGGAGACAAGCCGACAUAUAUGUUGGACACUAAUAAAAGUCUCAAUUUACAAACAGCGUAUCAUUCGAAACGCAGAGUGCAAUUUGACAAUAGAGCAAAAUCUGCCCCUGGUACACGUGCGUACACGGAGGAUAGUGAACUACCAACUUCUGAAGAGAACCAUACAAAACAUAAAGACGAAUAUAGUAACAAUGAAUCAUUUGGUUUGAAAGGGAAACAUGCUACUCUACAUAGCAACAAAUUCGAGCUCCAUGGCAACAGCCAAAAGAAGGAUUUUUGCCUGCUUUGUUUUGCGGAAAGGUUCAAUCUUAAAAAUGCGAAAGAAUUGAAAAGCUGGAUCGAGCAAGAUCCUAGAAAGGUAAGUUCAUUUAUAGUUUUGCUUCAAGACCGUGGACCCCCCCCUCUAUCUACUUUGUGUUUUGUUGGUGACGCGUGGGUGAAGGAGAUAGUUGAGGUCCACAGUCUUGAAGCAACACUAGUUCAUUUACAUUCUUCCACUGCCCACAUUGAUGACUGGUUACUUUGAUGGCUAC
This is a messenger RNA of Owenia fusiformis, 1133 nucleotides long. The record is from the annotation of a GenBank genome assembly. Lineage: Eukaryota; Metazoa; Annelida; Polychaeta; Sabellida; Oweniidae.